UUUGUCAUCCGUGAUACUGUAUGUAAACCCGAUGAAUUUUCUGAAGUCUACUCUAGAUUUUCACUCUUCUGAUAUUUGUGACGUUUCAUCUCAUUACGCGCUUCUUGGCGAUAAAAAGCAACAACUCACGAGUCAAAUGUUCAAUGGGGUUUUACUGGCCAUGUAAUGCAAGUGAUUACAAAGCUGUCAUAGUGCGGUUGUGUUGUGCAGGCUCUGUGUGACUCACCUAGAAUUUUGGUAAUUCUUGAUUGGAAAGUAAAAACACCUUAACAAUACUGAAAUGAUGCAGCAAGACCUAUCUUCUGGCUAUUCCAAAGGAUGGGAAGAACUGCGCAAACAAGCUCGAAGACUUGAAAAUGAUAUUGAUUCAAAGUUAGUAUCAUUCAGCAAACUGGGAACCGGUCAUACCGGAAUUAAGCCUGACAGUGACACCGAACCACUUCUUAGUACUGAACAUGUUUUUGAGACUAUGGCUCUAGAUGUAGAGCAGCUCCUUGCACAGUUAACUACUGUUAAUGAUCGCUUGGGUGAGGCUUCAGCACCUGAUGGCCCAGGUGCCCCAUCAAAUGCUGCUCUCAUUCAUACCCUCCAGCGUCAUAAAGAAAUUCUACAGGAUUAUAAGCAAGAAUUUUCCAAGACCAAAGCAAACUGGCAAGCUAGGAGAGAAAGAGAAGAUCUGUUAAGGAGUGUUAGAAAGGAUAUUGACACAUACAAAUCGUCCUCAGGCUUGAACAGACGAAUGGAUUUAUAUUUGAAGGAAAAUGAACAUAUCAGAAGUUCUGAUCGUCUUGUUGAUGAACAAAUCAGCAUAGCAAUGGACACCAGAGAAAAUCUGAUGUCUCAACGAUUAAAUUUUAAACGCAUUCAGACACGAAUGCACGACUUGUCAUCUCGGUUUCCAGCCGUCAAUUCUCUUCUGCAGCGAAUUAAUCUUCGUAAAAGAAGGGACUCUCUGAUUAUUGGAGCUAUUGUUGGAGUGUGUACCUUUCUGAUACUAUUGUAUGCUUUCAAUUAAUAGUUCUGCCAUCUGUUGUUUAAUUUUCCACAAUUAGAUCAUCCCAAAAAUAAGCUUAUAGUUUUUCCUUAACAGGAAAAUUUAUGGAUGGGAUGGGGGUCUGGCAGAAAACUUUUACCAGUCAAAGAGCACUGGUUUUGUAAUGACCGAUUGUGUAAAAAGAAAAAUCAUGGCCAGGGAUUUGAAAAACUCACACGUUCUUGUGAGUUGCCUUUAUAUGAUAGCUUUACCUAUGGCUGUGUGUGAUUCUAUUUUUCAGAUGACUGGUAUCAAACCUUAUGUCUGUUUUAUGAAAUAUCUGGGGAGUUUGUUUUAGUUUAUUCUAGUUGCCCGCAUAUCGUAUGCUUGUAGAAGUUAAAGCUAGCACUUUUAGCUAAAGACAUGAAUUCUUCUCCAUCUCUCUGAUUUUGUCACAGAGGAAAUGAUGUGCAAAAUUUUAACUUGCAUAUUUUUGCACCUGUGCACUGUUUCCUCUCUUUGAAAUUGUGAUAUUUCUAAUCAUUGGCUGCACUUUAAUUUAUUUCUUAAGAUUAUCCAGAUUCUUUAACUUACUAGUUUAUUAGAGAAAUUUUAUUAAAAUGUAUAUUUUUCCA
Messenger RNA from Frankliniella occidentalis (western flower thrips), 1608 nucleotides. It is a transcript of the gene Gos28, whose product is annotated as Golgi SNAP receptor complex member 1. Lineage: Eukaryota; Metazoa; Arthropoda; Insecta; Thysanoptera; Thripidae. Gene Ontology annotation, molecular function: SNAP receptor activity. Gene Ontology annotation, biological process: vesicle fusion; endoplasmic reticulum to Golgi vesicle-mediated transport. The transcript has 6 exons. The record is from RefSeq and is a predicted model, not a curated record. Gene Ontology annotation, cellular component: cis-Golgi network; Golgi membrane; Golgi medial cisterna. Bases 281 to 1015 code for a protein of 244 amino acids.